AUGGGGGACUCCGGGGAUGCCGUCAUGGCGCGGUGGCUCCAGUCCGCGGGGCUGCAGCACCUCGCGGCCUCCUCCGCCGGCGCCGGUGUUGGGGGCGGCGGUGGAGGCGACCCGCGUGGCGGGGCCCUCGGUGGCGCCGGUGGGGGUAGCUUGCUGCCGAGCCUGCUCAUGCAGGGAUAUGGACCACAGUCCAUUGAAGAGAAGCAAAGGCUUUAUAUGCUGCUGAGAAGCUUGAAUUUUAAUGGAGAGACUGCGCCUCCUUCAAUUUCUGAGCCCUAUACACCAACGGCUCAGAGCUUUGGUGGUGGGAAUUCCCUAGAGGGAUUUUAUUCACCUGAGCUUAGAGGUGAACUUGGAGCUGGCCUUCUGGAUCUUCAUGCUAUGGAUGACACUGAGCUACUUUCUGAGGACGUAGCUUCAGAACCAUUUGAGCCUUCACCCUUUAUACCAAAGGAAAUCGAUGAGGAUGAUGAUGACAUGAUUCCAGGAAGCCAGCAAGGCCCAGCAGAUAACUAUAAUGCAGUGGCCAGUGAAAAAGAGAGCACUUCCAGAGAAAAUAAUGUAGCAAAGAUCAAAGUUGUGGUAAGGAAGAGACCUCUGAACAGAAAGGAGGUAUCUCGUAAGGAAGAGGAUAUCAUAACUGUGCAUGAUUCAUCAUUUUUGACAGUCCAUGAACCUAAGCUGAAGGUGGACUUAACAGCUUAUGUGGAGAAGCAUGAAUUUUGUUUUGAUGCCGUCCUGGAUGAGCAUGUUUCGAAUGAUGAGGUGUACCGCGAGACUGUGGAGCCUGUUAUACCAAUAAUAUUCCAAAGAACAAAAGCAACAUGCUUUGCUUAUGGUCAAACAGGUAGUGGCAAGACAUACACGAUGCAACCUUUGCCUCUGAGAGCUGCACAAGACAUGGUUCGUCUUUUGCAUCAACCUGUAUACCGGAAUCAAAAUUUUAAGCUGUGGCUUAGCUACUUUGAGAUAUAUGGCGGGAAGCUCUUUGAUCUUCUCUCCGACAGAAGACAACUCCUGAUGAGGGAAGAUGGCAAGAAACAAGUUUGCAUUGUCGGUCUGCAGGAAUUCGAGGUUUCUGAUGUUCAGAUCGUCAAGGAGUAUAUUGAGAGAGGAAAUGCUGCACGGAGUACAGGGUCAACAGGGGCCAAUGAAGAAUCAUCAAGGUCACAUGCUAUUCUGCAGCUGGCUGUCAAGAAGCAUAUCAUAGUAACUGAUACCAGGCGACAAAGAGAUCGGGAUGCUAAUGAAUCCAAAAACACAAAGGCUGUGGGGAAAAUUUCAUUUAUUGAUCUUGCAGGAAGCGAGCGUGGGGCUGACACAACAGACAACGAUAGGCAGACAAGAAUUGAAGGAGCUGAGAUAAACAAGAGCCUGCUUGCUCUGAAGGAAUGCAUUCGGGCGCUAGAUAACGAUCAGAUACAUAUACCUUUCAGAGGAAGCAAGCUUACGGAAGUUCUUCGUGACUCAUUUGUUGGUAACUCUAGGACGGUUAUGAUCUCUUGCAUUUCUCCAAAUGCAGGUUCAUGUGAACACACAUUAAAUACCUUGAGAUAUGCUGACAGGGUUAAAAGUCUUUCGAAGGGUGGCAAUACAAGAAAAGAGCAGCCUGCUGGGCCAACUAUGCCUUCCAUCAGGGAUUCUUCAUCUGCCCCUUCAUAUCCUAUUUCCGUCGAAACUGAGGAAAUUGUGAACCAGAUUCAAGAGAAGAGACCUGUUGAAACUUCUAGGAAGGCUGCUGAAAUUUUUUCCUCAAACUCUUCUAUGGAACCUGACAGGAAUUCUGUUAGUAUGAUACCAAGUUAUUCUAAUAGAGGAAAAGAAGAAAAUGGUUCAUCUGGUUUGAAUGACAGAGAUAAGGAUAGGGUUGAUCUGAAUUCCAGUCGAACUGGCUACAACAGUAAACCACAGCCUGUUCAGAAUUCAGCAAAUGUGCAAGAAGAGGAAAAGGUUACAAAAGUUUCUCCUCCUCGGAGAAAGGCUUAUAGGGACGACAGACCUGAAAGGCAGAGUAACUACACAAAGAAGGAUAGUGGGCCUGAGACAAGUAGGACUGGGUAUAAGGUUCAGCAGGCAAAGCAGUUGCAACAGCAACAACGGCCGACAUCUGCUUCAGCUUCUCAGACUUCAUCAAGGCAAUCUGAAAAGGAAAGUUCUUGUGAUGAUGUGGAAAUAGACGCUAUUCUUGAGGAAGAGGAGGCCCUCAUAGCAGCACACAGGAAGGAAAUUGAGAACACUAUGGAGAUUGUGCGGGAAGAGAUGAACCUUUUGGCAGAAGUUGAUCAGCCAGGCAGUCUUAUUGACAACUAUGUAACACAACUGAGUUUCCUUCUGUCACGCAAGGCUGCAGGCUUGGUCAGCCUCCAAGCACGCCUGGCACGGUUUCAGCAUCGCCUCAAAGAACAGGAGAUCCUUAGCCGUAAGAAAUCUUCCAGAUAGAAUUGGUUAUUGCUCAGUGGCUUUGGCAUCUCUGCCUGGUCAGAGCACUGAUCGGAGCCUUUUCAUGAGGAGUUCUUCCCUCUUGGGCUCCUGUAAUGUUGGAUCUAAGCAAGGAGCGAAACGAAGAAAUAGCACAGUGGCUUAGGAUGAGGCGAGGCGCCUGGUUGGUGGUUUCAUUUGGGGACGUUUUGUCAGGUUUGAUGAGCAGUUUGCUAAAUGGUCCUUUUCACAGUGGGGCUGCUUGAGCUUGUGUUGUUUUUUUGGCAGAUGCAUGGCUUGCCCUCUUUUGCCAGUUUUUCCUUUGUAUGAUGAUGAGACAUGUAACUACUGUGCUUGCAGAUAUGGAUGGGUUGGUUUCCGCGGUGUGGGAGACAAAUCCUCUUCUUCUUUUUUAAUCAACAUAGAGAUACUGCUGUUGUAUUCUUUACUGAUUAUUUGCAUUGAGAAAAGAAAAGUUUGUGUAUGCCAAGGACUAGAAAAAA
Messenger RNA from Oryza brachyantha (malo sina), 2921 nucleotides. Its product is annotated as kinesin-like protein KIN-13A. The record is from RefSeq and is a predicted model, not a curated record. Bases 1 to 2439 code for a protein of 812 amino acids. The transcript has 12 exons. Lineage: Eukaryota; Viridiplantae; Streptophyta; Magnoliopsida; Poales; Poaceae. Gene Ontology annotation, biological process: microtubule-based movement. Gene Ontology annotation, molecular function: microtubule binding; microtubule motor activity; ATP binding.